UAUAACGAGCUCCUGCUGGCACUGCUUGUAUGCUGUAUAGUUUCAUAAUGUUCGUAAAAAUUUAAAACAUAAAAUAAGUAAUGCAGGUAAAAUGCCGCAAUGCGUCGGACGUUUUAAAUUACUCUCAAUAUUUUUACAUACCUGUUUAAUUUAAUUAUCGAAUCUAGUCAUCAAAUUAAUGAUACUUUAUAAUCCGAGGAGGUCUUGUAGUGCACAGUUGACUAAGUUAUUUCUUUACCAUGGCGAUUCAAAAUAAAGUACUUUACGCAUUUCGCGGCUGGAUAGCUUUCGUGGCUUUUAUGGACCUAGGGACAGCUGGCCGAUCAUACAUAGAAAAAAGGUCCUUUUUAAGCCAUAAUGGUGAAAAUGAUCCCUUGGAUGGUACAAUAUCAAGAAUGUUGGGAAUGUUUUCUGUGUUGAAAGCUUUGGCAUUGAUACAUUGCACAUUGUACAUACAUUAUAGACCAGUGGUUUCCAUGGGUUACUGGUCGCUGGUGCUGAAUAUCGUGCUUUAUUUCUCUGAAGCUUUCUACUUUCACUCAACUACUCUCAACUUUUACGUGGUCUUCCCUUGUAUUUUGAAUAUACUUACGCUCCUUGGGUUAAUCUACCUGCCAUCAAAAAUAAAACUUUGGGGCACCAUCCCCGGUACAUCAGGGAUGGAGAGGGACCUAGACGAUGAAAAUGUGCAAAUACUUCGACAGAUGGGCAAUUUCCGAAGAAGAAAAGGAAACCCAGUAAAAAAUAAGCAUGUUUGAUUGACAGGUAUAACUAGGAUUAAGCUGAUAUUGGGCGUUAAGUACGCCGUAAGUAAAUCUAAAGCAAGCUUUAUGUCCAAUAUACACUAUUAGUAUCUCUCUAUCUCUUGUCUCGCUUUAACAGUAUUUAAGUAAAAAUGACCACCCCGCAGUAAUGAUUAGGUCGUUUCUAGUCAAUAUUUACAAUUUAGUAAAUUAAGAUUAAUUGUUUUUGUACAAAAUGUUCUUCACGAUUAAAAACUCGGACUUGUCGUCUAAAGAAUUUUGUUUAUAAAAUAAACACUAUUCAAGUGUAUACUGAAUACUUGAUGACUGUAUUGUUUCCGUAUUUCACUGGUAAUGAGUACGACAUGCGGCGCCGCUUAUGUAACUUUCAAGCUGCUGCGACCUUGGCUUAUAUAAUACAUGCAAUCUUUUUCCCUAACCAUUAUAUACCCAAAUCUUACCAUAAGGCUUGAAAGUUUUUGAAUUAAUAGAACAUUGUCUUUUGAUGCACAAAGUUGUAGUGCAAGGCACUUUCCUAUUUUCACCUUUGCCUUAUAAGACUUGUUUAAUGUGAUUAGCUCAUUACUGGAAUGAUUCGCCGUCGGAUUUGCACACUACCACAUUUUUUUGGGUAGUAUUUAAAAAUUUCAUUUAGUAGGUGUUUGCAAUGAAGUGUGCGCAGUAGCUUGGAAUUGAGUGUUCGCAGUAGCGCCAUGACCAAUUGUAUUUUAUCAUUUUAAUUGUAUCUUUUGAGAAACAUUGAAAUACCUUCCCUCAUACAUUUUUUUAAUUGUAAACUACCUACCUAAAAGAUUAUUAAGUAGGUGAUCAAAUAUGGUUGAAUAUGAUAAUACACAAUAAUGCGGGUGUUAUUAACAGUGUCAUCACACUUAUGGCUUCCCUCUUGCCACCUUUCUAUACAUAACCGCAAAGCGCAUUUUUUCCCGAUUAGAUUUUCUUUAUUUUAUCUUAAUUUUGAAUGUAGAUGACGCUUGAAAGCAAAAAAUGUUUCUUACCUUGUUGUUUUGUUUAGUUUAUUCCAUAAUACCUGUAAUGCCUUAGAAUUAGAAUAUUUUAAAUCAUAAUGACGUAUCACCUGGAGGUUGGGACAGAGUUAAUUUGUUUGGUAGAUUAAGCAGAUAACGUGGCACAGAUAGACAUACCAUGUGUAUUUUAAUAAAAUAAAAAGACCACUACACCACUCACUUCAAAUGUAUUUUAGUUUAAGGCAAAGCACAGUAGACUAUGUUUUAGCACUUAAAUAAUUUCUUAGUAUUAGAAAGUUUAAUGUAUAAAACCGCCAACAUUUAACUACUUGAUUCUUCGCCAAUAAACCAAAAACUAAUUUUCUAUGCGUAGACAAAUACAAUUUUUACAAAAUGGAAUAAUUUGUACAAAUCUGUGCCAAUGCAAUAUAUUAAAUGUUAUUUAUAAUGUAGGUCUACCGCCUAAGACCACGCCCUCCAUAGUUAUUAUAUUUGCAUGGGGUCAAAUGUUUACAAAUUAUCUGUUUAUACUUUGUUAACAUUAAACUUUUUAAUUUGAACAGGUUUAAAUAUUCCUAAUACACUUUCUUCACUUUUGC
Messenger RNA from Pieris napi, 2328 nucleotides. RefSeq lists its product as uncharacterized. NCBI's taxonomy places the organism in Eukaryota, Metazoa, Arthropoda, Insecta, Lepidoptera, Pieridae. The transcript is spliced from 4 exons. Gene Ontology annotation, cellular component: membrane; endoplasmic reticulum. Gene Ontology annotation, molecular function: protein-macromolecule adaptor activity. The coding region runs from base 240 to 758 and encodes 172 amino acids. The record is from RefSeq and is a predicted model, not a curated record.